UAAAAGAUAAACAGAAAGUUAUGUGGAUUAUUUUGCUCCUCCCAAUAUUAUACCUGUUUAUCGCAAAUAACGUUAUUUAACAUUAAUUUAUUGUUUGCAAUCAUCCAGAUUGUAUUCCGAGCUAUCCAACAAACUCAGAAAAAGAGUGAAAUUCGACACUACCCGUCAGUAAACGUCGCGCAAUGGAUACGCUGCAGCUGCCAGCAGCCGAAGACCCGUGCCGUUUGUGUUUGAGAAAGUGCGAACAGGCGUACGGGUUGUACGUGAACUCUCCGGACGGCCUUCUCCGGGAGCUGCCGAAAAAGAUUCUCGAAUGCAUUGCGCUUGAAAUUUCCGACAGCGAACCGCCACUCUUCUCCAAGAUAGUGUGCAGCGAGUGCAUCUGCAAGCUGGAUUACUUUCACGAGUUCCGGGAAAAUUGCCGCAAAUGUCAGACCUUCUUCAACGAAAUGAUGAUGUUCUGCCAGGCGGAAACUGUUGCGGAUAACGGACAAAAUAUUCACCAACACCACCCGGAUGUUCAUCAGCAAAUUUUGCCGGAGAUCAAUUUCACCGGGCACGAUUUUAUGCUUGAUGGAACUACCAACAAGGAUUAUGAAUACAUUAUUCAGAGUUUGGAAAAAGAAGAUAUUUCGUUCACUUCUAAUGCUGAAGCUCUGAAAUUGAAAAAAGAAUUGGAAAUUUCUAUUCAGCAAAAUCAGCACGAUAAAUUCAUUCCAAUGGUAGUACCGUCAACCAGUGAAUCUGUGAUACCCAGCGAAGAAACUUGUUUCAACAAUUUGGAAGCAAUCGUUGAAUCGAUCGCCCAAGUUAAUGAUGCGUCCAAUUAUAUUAUAGAGCAGGGCACAGGUCCGGAGGACGAUCUGGAUUAUGAUGCCUUUGUUGGAAUUGAGACUGUCGACGAUAAUCGUGACGCCUCUAUUUCAGAAAUUCAUGUGCAGGAGAUAAUUGAGGAACAUAAGCUUCAAUCUCCUCCCGAGGAAAAUGUUCCGCUUAUGGGUGAAUCGAAUGUUGACAAUAGUAAGGAAGAGGAACCAGCGCCCAUCGAACCAGAACCACCUGCUGAAACGGAAGAACUCCCAGUUACCCCAACGCUCAACGAUCGCACAUGCGACUUAUGUGGAAAGGUUUGUUCUACGCGUACAAAGCUGAAAAUCCAUCGAAACACCCACUUGAACGUUACUCCGUUUGCCUGUCCUAUUGAAAACUGUUCUAAAGCGUUCAAAUCUAAAUCCGGCCUCGACGAGCACGUGGCCAAACAUACAGGAAAUUACCAGCUGUCUUGUGGAGUUUGCGGAAAAGGAUUUGCGAAACAGAGCUAUUUGACCACACAUCAGCGGACCCACUCGAACGAACGCACAUUCCGGUGCAACAUAUGCAAGCAGGCGACUUUCAAAACGAAAAAAUCGCUGAUAGAUCACAAAAAUCGCCACUUAGGCUUGAAACCGUUCGAAUGCAACCAGUGUGAGAAGCAAUUCACAAACCGUUAUCUGCUACAACAACACGAACAGUCUGCCCACAGUGGCGUACGGUUCCAGUGUCCCCAGUGUGAAAAGAGCUUCACGUGUAAAAGUUAUCUGAAGGUUCAUUUACGUAUUCACAACAACGACAGGCCGUUCGUUUGUGAGGUCUGUCAGUGGGCCUUCGUUACACGACGUGAUCUGGAGGUGCACAGGACUGUCCAUACUGGUAAGAAGGAAUUUGUCUGUGACGUUUGCGGAAAGGGUUUCUCUCGUUUGAGUGCGCUAACGUUUCAUCGCCGGACGCACGAGAAACGGCCGAAAGCAAUUGGCCUGGAAGAGGGAGGUGUUAGUGGUGUUCAUCCGAGUAAUUUUUGAAUAAAAAAAUCUGGUGCUUUGUA
Wyeomyia smithii (pitcher-plant mosquito) is the source of this 1861-nucleotide messenger RNA. RefSeq names its product zinc finger protein 2-like. Gene Ontology annotation, molecular function: zinc ion binding. Bases 183 to 1838 code for a protein of 551 amino acids. The transcript has 5 exons. Lineage: Eukaryota; Metazoa; Arthropoda; Insecta; Diptera; Culicidae. The record is from RefSeq and is a predicted model, not a curated record. Gene Ontology annotation, cellular component: nucleus.